CCGAGUUAGCAUUAUUUUUGUGUCAUUGUUUUAUACUCUUUCCUUUAAUAAGUGUUGUUUUGUUAUGACACCAUUCAGUUGCCAAAACAUGAUAUCUCCAUACACAAAAAUCUUCUUUAUGCUACCUUGUGGUAUGAUGGGGACAACAAUAUUAUUGUUGCCUUGACAGAAUUUAUGCUACAUGGAGACACGAUUCUCUCUGUUGAGAUACAAUACUUAAUUUUUGUAUCUGCCUGUGUGGAACUGUAAAUACUUCUUUUGAAUAAAUAAAAGGUCAUGUCUCAGAAAGGAAGAUGAAAGAACGAAUUGAAUAACAAUGGUGCUGAUGAUACUGUACCCACUGAUAAAUCUAACUGGGAUCUGAAUACUCUUAUGGAUUCAUGGGAGGGUUCUACGAUGUGGUUCCUAUUCAAGAUGCAAGUGAAGUUGAUGCACUAUAAAAUUUUGUGCUGGGAGCUUAUGGGGACAACGGGUCACUUAUGUAUCACCAGAGCUAUGGUUAUGCAGCCUAUAUUACAUACUUGCCUGCUACUUCCCCUGUCCCCACUGUGAGGCAUGAUGGCCAACUUUAUGGAGCACAACACUACCACUAUCCAUAUUUCCAGCCCGUCCCUCCAAUCAGUACUCCAUAUGCUAUGUCGGUUGCUCCACGAAAAGGUAAUAAAAAUCGUUGAUGCAGGAGCUGACAUAGUCCGAAUUACAGUCCAAGGAAAGAAAGAAGUUGAUGCAUGUUUUGAAAUUAAAAAUUCUCUGGUGCAAAAGAACUACAACAUCCCUCUGGUGGCGGACAUUUUUUUGAUCCUUCUGUUGCACUUCGAGUGGCGGAGUGCUUUGACAAAAUACGUGUCAAUCUUGAAAACUUUGCUGACAGGCGAGCCCAGUUUGAGAAAUUAGGUACACACAUGAUGACUAUCAGAAAGAACUCAAGCAUAUUGAGGAGGUCAGACUAUCUUGCACUUGUAUGACUAUAGCAUUUUUUUUCAACUGACAAUACAUGUAAAAAUAAUUAUUUGCCCUGCUUUAGAUGAUACUUAAAAAGUCAUUAACAUGGUGUAAGGUGUUGGUCCUGCAAGUUGGAAUGUCUU
This is a messenger RNA of Capsicum annuum, 1085 nucleotides long. Its product is annotated as 4-hydroxy-3-methylbut-2-en-1-yl diphosphate synthase (flavodoxin)-like. The record is from RefSeq and is a predicted model, not a curated record. Lineage: Eukaryota; Viridiplantae; Streptophyta; Magnoliopsida; Solanales; Solanaceae. Gene Ontology annotation, cellular component: chloroplast. Gene Ontology annotation, biological process: terpenoid biosynthetic process; isopentenyl diphosphate biosynthetic process, methylerythritol phosphate pathway. Gene Ontology annotation, molecular function: 4-hydroxy-3-methylbut-2-en-1-yl diphosphate synthase activity (ferredoxin). The transcript is spliced from 5 exons. The coding region runs from base 556 to 894 and encodes 112 amino acids.